Messenger RNA from Brassica napus (rape), 8553 nucleotides. Its product is annotated as proteinaceous RNase P 3. The coding region runs from base 6618 to 8360 and encodes 580 amino acids. Lineage: Eukaryota; Viridiplantae; Streptophyta; Magnoliopsida; Brassicales; Brassicaceae. The record is from RefSeq and is a predicted model, not a curated record. Gene Ontology annotation, biological process: tRNA 5'-leader removal. The transcript is spliced from 7 exons. Gene Ontology annotation, molecular function: ribonuclease P activity; protein binding.
AAAAAAAUUGUUAUUAUUUUAUGUAGUCACGAUUAUCAAAUUGGUAGUACUACGUGUUAUUAAUCUAGAAACAGAGUAUUAGAGUUUAUUUAUUUGUUAUAAUAAGGCUUUGGUAAGUUUAAUAAUCUAUAUAAAUAAAGUAUUACUAUUGGAUCGAUGAUAUGAGUGUUCGCAUAUAAAUUUUAUUUCUUUUUGAUUUAUUUGGUCAAACCCAUCUAAACGUUUAUCAUUUAUAAUUUUUUUUUUAAAGUGUGGUCGUUGCUUGAGGUUUGUUAUUGUUACUGAUAUAUGAAUACAUAUUUGAUGUAUCUAAUGUUGAAUAACAGCCAUUCUUUAUGAGCAAAAACUAAACAUUUCAGGGUUAUAUUUAUUCUUUAUAAAGAUGAAAGGUCUCCAUCUCUAUGAAGAUAUCUUCGCAAAACUUCUUCCUCAUCAAGAUAAGUACUAUUUAUUUAGUAUGUUUAGUAUUGUUUUGUGGUCAAUAGAAGUCAGAUUUGCUAUAUUAAUUUUGUAUAUAUCCACUGAUUUUUUGGUUGAGAAAACUAUUAUUGGAAAAUCAAUGGGACAUUAAGUAAUAUAUAAAGGGUUAGAGUCAAUCCACUAAUUGUCAAUUGGUUUUGAGUUGGAAGUCCAUAAUAAAUCCGAAUCUAACAUGGUAUCAGAACCCAGAUCUUAAUAAGUUGAACCCCUAAUUAAUAUUAACCCUACCCGACCAGGUAUAUAGGUCGUAAUUGACUCGCUCGACCGAGUAUAACUGUCUUAAAAAGUUUCUGAGAUUUCUGGUCGAUAAGAACCAUCAUAUCGAGGAGGGGUAUUAAGGGAUAUGUAUCCCACAUUGAAAAAUCAAUGAGACAUUAAGUAAUAUAUAAAAGGUUAGGGUCAAUCCACUAAUUGCCAAUUAGUUUUGAGUUGGAAGCCCAUAAUAAACCCGAAUCUAACAAAAACUGAUCUAAAAGGAAAAUAGAAAAAUAAAUAUAAUGAAAAUAAUUAGUGGCAUGAUAAUAACGAGUUAGUGCUUGGCAUGAUAGAAUAUAUAGUUCAAUGGUAUGAUAAUAACGGAUUAGUGCAUGCUGUUAAAUAAUUAGGUUAUUAUUACUUAUAGAAUGCGUAGUUUGAUCAUAAAUUAAUAUCAUAUUAUUCUGUCAUCACUUCUGAGAAGGUUUUAAUAUCGGGUGACCAUAAAUCCACCAUAUGAUCACGAAAUGUGAUAAAGCUCGCUAUCAUUAACUAAUCUAAGAAUAAAUGACCUAAAGUCUGUAAAUAAAACCAACUAUGUUGGAUUUCUUGAAAAAAAUUGAUUUUUUUAUGAUGUAUAUAUAUUUGAAAAUAUAUUUUUCACACGAUUAAUGUUGUCCGGCAGACACAUGAUUAAGAAAAUAGAUUAAAGAAGUUUAUACUUGUAUCCUGUCUCUUUGAGACUAAGAAAAAUAAUGAGCUAUUGACGUAAGAUAAUAAAUCAAGUCUAGUUGAUUAUGAUCCAUUCUCCUGAAGAGAAUAUGAUAUUUAUACCACAAAUAGUAUUGUUCAAGAAAAUGAACCUAAAAGUGGUGGUAGACGUGAAUGUGGAUAUAAAGGUCAAGAUCCAAAUAGUUUUCUUUUUAGAAUUCAUACUCUCGCUUGGAGUUAAGAAAAUAUAUAUGGUAAUAAAAAAAUAGAUAUGAUUCAUUCAUCUAAAGGUGAAAUAAAAUUAUUGUGAGUAUAAUGUCUUGCGGCAUCAAGAUUAUGGGAAGCUCUAGAGGAGCAGAUACAUGCUUGCUUAUGGGAACGCAACUUAAAAUCAUUGAUUCGUUAUACUUUUCCAAGUCUCAAAGAUCAAAAAGAUCUAAGAUAUAACACAUGACCUUAAGUUGGGUAUGUUGUUGAUUAUAAAGUGAGAUUCAAUUCCAGAUAUAUGAAUUUGGAGUAUCAUUAUCUCGAGGGAAAGAUUAGAUAAUCUCACGUCCCUAGUAAUUAGAACAUCCAGAAAUAUGUUCACACUGGAAAUAGACUUAAGGAGUCAUUUAUAAAAUAAAACUACGAGAUUUAUAAUCUAGUAAUGUUGUGAGAAUAAGUAAAUGGAAAUGUUGAAUACCUUCAAACAGAAGUAUUACGCAAAACACUAUUGUAUUACACAGUGAUUAGAAAAUGGAGAUAAAUGUAGAAGUAAACCAGAAGUUUACUCAAAAUGUAAUGUUUGGCAAACCGAUUAUGCCAUUCCGGUUUAGUAAUGAUGCGAAAGAUAAUCAUAUGAACAUUUGUUGAAGAACUAUAAGAUUCUUACGAAUGAUUUGCUAUAUGUUGCUUGCUUACAAGGCAAUAUAAGAAUACAGUUUUCACCAGUCAAAUAGAUUUAGAAUUUAUUUAUACAAGGAGAUGUUUGUGGGCUUGAUCACCCACUGGUGGACUGAUCAUCCACCAUAUGUUUAUAAUUAAUGCAUCGACAAGAGGGUCGUAUGUAUCCUUGUCAUAGAUCCGCAACCUGAUGUUUGCAAGAUUUAUUGGUAAUAAUGGUGAAGUCACAAGCCUUUGAUAAUUAUUUUAUGCAUGUUGAGAUACAUGAUGAACAUGUUGUAGCUAAUGUUCAUAUGUAAGAUGCAUCAGCAUUGAUUCGCAUAAUGCCAAAAGUAAUUAAGAACUCUCCCCAUCAAAUAGGCUAUGGGUCAGGAAUCAAAGAUUCCAUCUAGAAAAUUUGGAUAAGUUGUAGUUGCUCCACCACACCGCUAAAGAUGGGACCUCAAAGGAGGUUAUAAAUAUGUUGGGAUAUGAUCUCCAUUGAUUAUAAGAUUUAAUUAAAGUCUCAAAGUUAGUCUACCCAACAUUAGGGGGAGAAAAAUAAACAGCUGGAGAAUGAAUGAGUUGAAUGAAUUAUCAAUGAUCCUCGGACUAAAGAGCGUGAAUAAAAGUCCAAAACUGAAUGAUGGAGAUAAUUCUAUUAAAAAGAUUAGCAUAUGAGUUGCCAGACUCAUUUACUGACAUUAAGGAAGUGAUUAAGUCACAAGUAUCAGCCGUAAAUGCUCAUGUUUAAAUGGAUGUCCUAGAAGGACAAUAUCAAACUGCUAAUGAGUCUAAAAAUCGCCUGAAGCGUGAUAGACCUAUCAGUUCCAAAUAUAAAAAUCCUCUGAAAAGAAAAAGAACAUGAAUGAGAAUGGCAAAAUCGAAGAAUGAAAUAUUAAAGAGCUCGAGAAGAGAUAGAAAACAUGACAAGAAAAAAAAGAUUCAGGUACAUGAGAAUAAAGAAAUCUCAAUAGCUAUGUCAUGUCUGGAAAAAUAUAGAACUGAUAUCAAAUCGACAUCGUAAAUAUAUAUGCAUGCAAUAUAGCAGUUGAUGAGAAUGAGGAUCAUGAACCAUCUAUUGAAAAGUGUACACAAAGUAAUGAUUGGCCAAGAUGGAAAUAAGCAAUAGAUGUGGGAUUAAAUCUCUUGGAAAGAGAGAGUAUUUGGACUAGUAGUCCAUACACCUAAUGGUGUAAAACCAGUGGCACAUAAAUAGGUCAUUAUGUGAAAGAAUGAAUGAGAUGAUGAAAAGUUAUGAGAUGCAAAAGAGUAGUUGCACAAGACUUCUCACAAAGACCUGAAAUUGCUAUAAGAAACACAUCAUGUGGUGGAAGCAUCAACUUUCAAGUUUCUUUAGUCUGGCAAGAAUUGAAAGCCAUUGGAAAAUGAUAAUUAUGUCAAUGCUUCAAAAGAAUAUAAACUGUAAGAAGCAGUAACCCCAUAAGGAUUUGAACUGCUAGGAGCAGUAAAUGCUAGUUUUCGAGAACAUUACCGCGCAAGUAUGUUGAGCAUAUAAAAGAAAGAAAAAGUAUUGGUCAUGAAGUACCAUGAUAUUGGAAAUUUACUGAUCUCUUUCAUGAUUGAAAGAUGUGAUUUUGUAUGACAAGAGGGAUAGUCAUACUUGUAACUUUCACAAGAAGCAAAAGCAUAACUCGUAUGUAUAAGUAUGCAUAAUGUGAAUGUUUAGAAAAUUGUCUAUAAAAGGAAAUAUGUGCAUGGAUUCCAAAUAGGCCAAGAUAUGACAUUUUGUGGGAACGAGAGGCUAUGAGCUACAAGCCUAAUGGUCUAAGAGAUUAUCUGAAAAUCAAACGAGUCUAUUCAUUGAGAAUAUGUUUAUAUCCAUUCCUAAAAGGAUAAUAUGUAUGAUGAUAAUACAUCUCCCAAAGAUGAUGCUUCCAGGGGGAGAAUAUGAUGAUGCGUGUGGUUGUACUCUUUUUCCUUAUCAUUGGUUUUGUGCCACUGGGUUUUCCAUGUCAAGGUUUUAACGAGGAAACAAAUAACACGCUAAUGAUAGACACCUAAAGAGGAAUUUCAUCAAUCUUCCAAAGUAUUUUUCGAGAUUUAAGAAGCGGGAGAAAAUGAGAUAGAUCAAUCAUAAAUGAAGAAGAAUAAAGAGAUGAACGCAUUCCAUUCGUGUAACAGAAUCAAAGGUCGAAAGUUUUCCAAUCAAAGGAGACCUUCUUGAUGGAAUUAAAAUAUAAAAUUGGUGUCCAUAGAAAUAUCUUUGAGUCUACUUUCAUCUCCAAUUUUAAUCAAGUCAUUCUUCAUGAUAUAACUUGAGAUAUGGCUAUUUUCGUGGGACACGUACAAGCUGUCUCAGAAUACCUAAUAUCGUAUGAUAUUCAAAAUACCGCUCGAUAUUUUCAUCUUACCAGAGCCAGAUCGGUGUCUAAAGUUAGACAUGAAUGUUAGCUUCAAUUUCCAAGUGGUUUCACCAAGAUAUUCAAGUUUUAGUGAGGAGUGUCAAAUCUGCCAAGAGAAGUGAACCGGUUCAAACCCAAGACGAAUGAAUUAAUUCAUCACAUUAGAUUGUGUCCUAUCAGCUAUAUCAAGUUAUGUUCUCAUCAGGAGGAGUAGAUGCGCGCUGCACUCUUUUUUCCUUAACCAUGGUUUUUCCCACUGGGUUUUCCUGGUAAGGUUUUUAAUGAGGCAGCAUUCUACGUAGUGUUGUCAAACGGGUUGUUCCGUCCCGUCCCGGCGGGUCAGGUCCGCGCGGGCUGCGGUCUCUAAAAGCACUCUUUCUUGUGGGUUACGGCGGGUCAGGCCCGCGUGGGCUGCGGUCUCUAAAAGCUCGCCCAAUCCUGCCCCGCCAAAAUGCACAGUCCUUUACAGGUCGUCCCGCGGGCUGAGAGCCAAAAAGUGCACCAAGCGACUCUUAGCGCUGCAUGCUGCUCCAGGACGCUACAGGCUGCUCCAUGACAAUUCUUGAUGCUGCAUGCUGCUCCAGGAGACCAUGACGCUUCAUCUACAUGUUAAAGCUGUACGAUUCAUGCUUUUAUACUACAUAUCUAACUUCAUAUCAGUUCUUGAAGUCAUGUACACCCGACACAAACAAGCUCGAGUUAUUGGAACUGGAGGGUCUGUAUUAAGAAUGCAAUUUCAGUUCAGUUCAUAUCAAUUCUCUACUAAGAUUGUAUGUAUUAGAUGAGAAUCUGUAUCAAGUCAUAACCAAAUCUUAAAGUGCAACAAAUAACUAAGCUACCAGAGACUCGAUCGAGAGUCUUGUCUUAACUUCACAGCGGAUUUUGCGGCGUAGCUAAUGAACAAUCACCCUUCAUUCCUUUGAAUGAUGUUUCAUAAGCUACGCUGCGAAAAUCCACUGAACUAGUCAAGACAAGUAAUCUCAACUUCAAACAACAACUACCUAAACAUAAAUAAGCUAACAGAGACGCAACAUCAGAGACAGAACACCAUACAUGUUCAGUGCAGAGGAAAAGAAGAUGAACCAGUUGAGUCUUUGUUCACAAUCACUCCAUCACCUCGUCACAUACAACAAAGAAAGACAAAAGACUCAUCAGAUAUGUAAUAUCACAAUUUCAAUACCAAAGUCAUGUCUUAACUUCGCAAUUUCACAAUUUCAAACAACAAUUAGAGAUCAAGCAAACCGAGAUAGAGGCAGUUGAAACUAAACAUCAAACAACAGUCUAUGUAGAUCAUCUAUAAUCAUCGUACUAAGACUCUGUCAUUUUAUUUGCAUGCAUGUAGAACGAGGAAGAAGGGAAGCGAAUCAUACCCUUGGAGGUCGCUUUGUAACUCGAAGUCGAACCGGUGGUGGAUCGAAGCAGAGAACCCACGUUACCCACCUGAAAACGAGUAAAAAUGUUAAAGCCCAAAAAAAAAAGGGUAACUACAUAGAUCUUUCUUUACCUGCGACAUGCAUGCGGUCACCGUCGUUGAAGAAACCAUCACCGGAGAUGGAUUUUGGUCUACGGUGGAAAGGGAGUUUGCUUGUUGUGUCGGUCCCUUCUAAAUUAGAUCGAGUUGGUGUUUGAAACUUUUUUUUUUUUUUUCGUUGUCACCGUGCUUCUGUCAAAAAUCUAAAAAUUUAGUAAUAAUAUCUGUAUAUUUUUACCAAAAAUUUUAAAAAUAUUUUUUUGCCACCCAAACAUGCUCAAAACAUACAAAAGCAAUGUUCUUCGUUUUUUCCAACAAAAUGUUUUGUUUUGAACAGGACUAAUAUAGUACAUCAUAACUUUUACAGCAAAUUUUUUUUUGAGAUUUUCCAAUUCAUUUUUUGAAAACAAUAAACGUAUAUAUUUUGUAUUAAACCAAAAAUAAUUUUUGUUUGGGGGUGUGUUUGAACGAUAGAAAAUAAUAAUAUCUUUGAUCUACUAAUAUACAUACACAUCCAAAACUCAAAAACUAUGAAAUUAAAUAAACCUCCACUGCUUUGUUCUUCUUCGUCUUCCUUGCUCUGCGCCGACCCUCGUUCUCUCUGUGAAACUCUCUCACCGUAUAGACCCAUUCCUCGCAGGGUAAAGGUUUCAUCCUCCACUUUGGCCAAUGCAAAGUUUGUAACUUUGAAGUCUUUUGCAGCAAAGUUUCACCUGUGUUCUUCCAUGGCCACCUCUGAUCAUCCCCGCUCUCGCCACCACCGAGACGAAUCCCCUACAAAACCGAACAAGAAGAAGAAGGCAAGCCACAACCAAGAAAAGAACCUCCUUGUCAGUCUCCAUUCAUGUUCAAAGUCCAAAAACCUCUCAGCUGCGUUAUCUCUUUACGACGCAGCCAUCGCUUCCGGCGACGUCAGACUCAGCCAGCAACACUUCCAGUCCCUUCUCUACCUCUGCUCAGCUUCCCUUGGCGACCCAUCUCUUCAGACCCUUGCCAUCAACCAUGGCUUCCAGGUUUUUGAACGUAUGGUUAGCUCAGGGAUAAGUCCUAACGAAGCAUCUGUUACUUCAAUGGCUAGACUAGCUGCUGCCAAGGGGGACGGUGAUUAUGCAUUCAAGGUUGUCAAAGACAUUGUUGCUGUUGGCGGCGUGUCUGUCCCGCGUCUGAGAACUUACGCUCCGGCUCUGCUCUGUUUCUGCGAGAGGUUGGAGGCCGAAAAGGGGUAUGAAGUCGAAGAGCACAUGGAGGCUUCAGGCAUCGCCUUGGAGGAGGUGGAGAUCUCGUCUUUGCUUAAAGUAAGCGCUGCCACGGGAAGAGAGAACAAGGUUUAUAGAUAUUUGCAUAUGUUAAGGGAAUGUGUUGGCUUUGUUAGCGAAGAAACUUCAAAAGUUAUUGAGGAAUGGUUCUCUAGUGAGAAAGCUAGCGAGGUUAGUGGGAUUGGUUCUGAUGUUGAGUUGCUUAGAGCAGCUGCUUUGAAGAAUGGGGGUGGGUGGCAUGGUCUUGGUUGGGUUGGGGAAGGCAAAUGGAUUCUGAAGAAAGGUAACGUUAGCGCUGAUGGAGAAUGUUUGAGCUGCGGUGAGCAUUUGGCUUGUGUUGAUACCAAUGAGUUAGAGACUGAGAAUUUUGUGAACUCUUUGGUGGCUUUGGCUGUGGAGAGGAAGGCGAAGAUGAAUUCGUCUGAGCCAAUGGAGGACUUCAGCGAGUUUCAGGAGUGGCUUGAAAAGCAUGGAGAUUAUGAAGCUAUACUAGAUGGAGCAAACAUUGGGCUCUACCAACAAAAUUUUGUAGAUGGUGGUUUUAGUCUACCACAGCUUGAAGCUGUAGUGAAGGAGCUUUACAAUAAAAGUGGUAACAAAAAAUGGCCGCUGAUUCUCUUGCACAAGAAACGGGUCAAUGCGCUUUUAGAAAACGUUAAUCACCGGAAUGUGGUGGAAGAGUGGAUUAGUAAUGAUGUUCUAUACACGACUCCACCAGGUUCUAAUGAUGAUUGGUAUUGGCUCUAUGCUGCUGCUAAAUUCAAGUGCUUGCUUGUGACUAAUGAUGAGAUGAGAGAUCACAUUUUUGAACUAUUAAGUACCAGUUUUUUCCAAAAAUGGAAACUAAGGCAUCAGGUUCGGUAUACAUUUGUGAAAGGAAGUCUAAAGCUUGAAAUGCCACCUCCUUUUUCGGUUGUGAUCCAGGAAUCGGAGAAAGGUUCAUGGCACGUUCCGAUCACGUGCAAAGACGGUGAGGAGUCUUUAAGAAACUGGAUAUGCGUUACGAGACAGAGUUGAUAGAGAGAUUCACUCGAUGUUGUUGUAUUUUUUGCUAUAUUUGUAUACGUCAGCAUCAUUUUUGACCAUGCAAACAAUCAGAACCUUUGUCUUAUUCUUAAAAGUUGUUUUGUGGUUCAAAUUUACGAACCAAAACGAAACUGGUGCAAGUUUUUAAUUUUUGAGUCGGGAAAAAUGCCAAUUUCACCAUAAA